GCCAUAAUCCGAUUGUCAAAGUGACAGCUAGCAUCAGUUUUGGAGGGAAUUACAAUAAUUGUUGCAUUUUUCGCCAUUGACGAGUCGUAAUCUUCUAGUUUAAUUUUAAGUAAAUUAUCAAUUAAAGUGAUUCAAUUCUGCGCAAAUGGCGCAGCCAUCGGUGACACAGUAUUUCAAUUCACGUAAGCGUUCAGCCGCCGACGAUGUGUGUACGAGAAAAAGUAAAAUAAUCCAUUUGGAAGACGGCGGCCACGACAACCAAGCAAAUUUUCUUAAUGACAAAAAAGUCUUGUUGAACGAAUUGACGACCAUCGAACCGAAGGCUUCACCACGCUUACAUGCCAAUACUAAAAACAAAACUGUGUCGGGCUUGAUUGCCGACGGUCGAAAAACCAUAGCAACUAGACGACGAUCUUGCAUUAAGCGAUCCGAUCCACAGAAGGCUGAAUCCAAUCAACCAAAAAUCGUUCGAUUCACACUUGCUGGCGCUCUGUCGCCCAAGAAAAAGCAAAAAGAUGAAGCCAAAUUGUCGGCUGUGUUUGGGAACUUGGAAAAUGUUGUUCGCAAGGAAGUGGACUUGCAUACACCGACUAAGGAACAGCAAUUGGCUGAAGCGAAAGCCGAACAGGACAAACAAGCCGUGUUGAAUAUGUCGCUCGGAGACAUUAAAAAGAAAAUUAUCAAGAGCGACCGAUUGAAAGACCUUAAAGAGUCACUGAACAAACUGCGGUCAAUGGAGGAAACCCGACAGAAGUGCAUCAAACAGAAUGGAUCAGUGUCUAGUAACUUCGAACGAGACCCAGCGUUGCCGCCAGUGACACAAAAAAUCGAUGGAACGUUAGGAGGGAAUUUGAAGAAAUUCGAUCACAUCGAAUUGGAAGUACUUUCCAGCCCGAAAAAAGGAUUAUGCACUCCGACCAAGCCAAUGCUUGCAUCGCCUUUCGCCGAUGGUCGAAGCAAAGAAUUGAUGUCACCGGUUACACCGCGACGAUUGUUCAGCCCAACCAAAGAAUCGCCAUCGAAAACGUUGCCAGCCUACCAACGAUUCCAAUCGCUAACGGAAAGUGGUCGUCCCACGCUUCAAUUGCCAUACAAGUAUCGCUGUUUGGCCGAAACGUUCAAAUGUGUCGACACCGUGUGCUCGAUGUUUUUCAAUCGACGCGAAGCGAUUACCAUGAAAAAGCUGAAACCAGCUGUUCAACGCAUGAUGCGAAAGAAUUUCUCCGAAACGUCACUGGCUCAAAUCAACCAUUUGUAUCCCGAAGCCUAUAAAUUUUCCCAGAAGAAAACGUCGAAUCCGGGUUCACUGACGAAAUACGACUAUUAUCAAUUGGUGAUCAUACCAAAUGUGACCGAAAGUAGUGCAACUGUUACCAAUACGACCAACAAUGACGACAUUAUUAAGUCAGGCCAGCAAAAAUCGAUGAACCCUCAAGUGAUGAUUGAGCGGCAACAGCACUUUCACAAAUUGUUGUUAGAUAUUGUAAAGGCUGAACAUAACAAAUUUCUGCAAAACCUCAAUCCACCGAUGAACAUCAAUCCGGACAAAGUAACGCGUUGGCAUCCUGAAUUCGAUUUGCAAAGCUGUCCGGACGUAGCUCAAAGAGAAUUGCCGCAGCCACCAAACGUUGAAAAGUUUUCUUCAGCCAAAGACAUUUUGUCAACCGCUCGUAACUUGUUCGAUUGUGCUACACCGAAGGAACGAAUGAUGCAACGCUACGAGGCAAAGCAAAAGUUGGAAAAGAAACCGGAACUUGUGGAACCGAAAGCUUACGAUCCAGUCGCCACUGUUCUGAAAGGUGUUCCAAAAUCACUGAUCGAACGGAUUCGUGCUCGUCAGGCAGCUAAGGCCUUAGAUUCGAUGACACGUCGGCCGUCGCAGGACCAGGAGAGUAAUAAUUUUGCAAGACUGCCCGAUUUGGCGCGACACAUCCGGAACAUUUUCGUAACGGAGAGUAAGGGUGUGCUGGAUUUGGAUUUUGUUUUAACAAAACUUGAAAACAGCUACCGUGAACGCAUUCCCCGUAAUGAUAUGAAAGACCUGCUCCAAUUGCUGGCCAAAGAGACACCGACUAAUUGGCUAACAUUUCCACAUCUACGGGACAGAGAUUUCCUGAAGGUAAACAAAAGCGUGGACUUGAGUGAAAUCAUUAAGCAAUUGGAAGCUAAGGCUGAAGAGAAACGCUGAACAUAGAACGUAGAACAUUGUUUAAGACAUUAAGUUUUAAUUAUCACUUUUUAAGUUUGGUUGAGUGAACUUUUUUUUAAAGGUUGUUCAGCUGUUGAAUUCUGUUUCUGUUUGAGAAUAAACGGCACUUUUGACCAUGUUUUAAACGAUAAUUUUGGAA
Bradysia coprophila is the source of this 2348-nucleotide messenger RNA. It is a transcript of the gene dup, whose product is annotated as chromatin licensing and DNA replication factor double parked. Gene Ontology annotation, molecular function: DNA binding; DNA polymerase binding. Gene Ontology annotation, cellular component: nucleus. The record is from RefSeq and is a predicted model, not a curated record. Gene Ontology annotation, biological process: regulation of DNA-templated DNA replication initiation; DNA replication checkpoint signaling; DNA replication preinitiation complex assembly. Lineage: Eukaryota; Metazoa; Arthropoda; Insecta; Diptera; Sciaridae.